GGCUGCGGGAGCCCCUUUUCCCGCCUCCGCCCGGGGCUGCUGGGAGCUGUAGUAGCGGGCAGAAGGAAGAUGGCGUCCAAGAUCCGGGUGGUGCUGCGGCCGGUGAAGAGUAUCGUGGUCCGCUUCUGCCCCUUCGAGUCCAACGUGGAGAGCACGAGAAAAUUUCUUAGAUGCAUAAACCACAAAAAAAUCCAGGCCACUAAUAGAAACUGUGAAGUGACUGCUGAUGUGAGACAUGAUGGAUCUGAACCGCUUGUAGAUGUUAUGUUUGCUGAUGGAGACCGAUUAAUAAUGAAGGGAGCCAACCUGACGACAAUAGAAAUGUUGACAGCAUUGGGGUCCAGAUGUAAUGCAAAAGAGCUUAAGGAACAACAGAAAAGCAAGAAGAAGAGUCCCUGAAGAACAGAAGAACAGCUGUGUUUACCUUUACAUGUGUUAAAAACAGCGGGCUGCACAGAAGGCUUUUCUCCUAUGCAACAAGAUCUGGAAGAGAGAUGGCCAAAACAGUGAGCAGUUUAACAUGUAGCAGAAAGAACCAUUUAAAUGUUCCCUGUCUCCCCCUGAAGGAAAACAUAGUGGAUCAACAACAGAUCUUCUAACACUAGUGGGACAGAGUGGCUUAAGAUGCCUGAAUGCAUCUUUUAAAGCAGCUGCCUUUCAGUUGCCUGCAUGUUGAGAGUAAUAUCACAUGUAUUUGCAUAUAAAUGAAUUAUGCAUAUUGGCUAUUAAAUUAAUAUUGAACUGAA
Molecule: messenger RNA, 746 nt
Organism: Falco peregrinus (peregrine falcon)
Lineage: Eukaryota; Metazoa; Chordata; Aves; Falconiformes; Falconidae
Gene: MRPL53
Product: mitochondrial ribosomal protein L53
Exons: 3
Coding region: 70-399 (109 amino acids)
Cellular component (GO): mitochondrial large ribosomal subunit
Source: RefSeq, a predicted model, not a curated record